Mycetomoellerius zeteki is the source of this 442-nucleotide messenger RNA. RefSeq names its product histone H4. Bases 34 to 345 code for a protein of 103 amino acids. Gene Ontology annotation, molecular function: structural constituent of chromatin; DNA binding; protein heterodimerization activity. Lineage: Eukaryota; Metazoa; Arthropoda; Insecta; Hymenoptera; Formicidae. The record is from RefSeq and is a predicted model, not a curated record. The transcript has a single exon. Gene Ontology annotation, cellular component: nucleosome.
UGUAUCAGCGAGUUCGUAUCGUAGAGAUUCAAGAUGACUGGUCGCGGUAAGGGAGGAAAGGGAUUGGGAAAAGGAGGAGCAAAGCGUCACAGGAAAGUUCUUCGCGAUAACAUCCAGGGUAUCACCAAGCCAGCUAUCCGUCGUUUGGCACGACGUGGUGGUGUCAAGCGUAUAUCCGGCUUGAUCUACGAAGAAACUCGAGGUGUGUUGAAGGUCUUCCUUGAGAACGUUAUUCGCGAUGCUGUAACCUACACCGAACACGCGAAAAGGAAGACUGUAACCGCCAUGGACGUCGUAUACGCCCUCAAACGUCAAGGCAGAACUCUGUACGGCUUUGGUGGUUAAACGAAGAACAGUGGCUCUACAAAUCAAAUCGGCCCUUUUCAGGGCCACAAAUAUUUCAAACGUUUGAAUAAUUUCUGUUCGUUGUAUAAUCCUAUUA